GUGCAUGAGGCAGGAAUGGCAGUUGGAAACUGGACAAGGACUUCUGGGAAAUUCUAAGGAGGGGGUCUUGAGUGCUGAGACACAGAAGGGAGUGGAAGAGUUGUUUCUCUAUGCCAUUUUUCAAGACACCUUUGGAGAUUUCUGUCUCUGACAGAAAUCCUAACAUUGCUGGUUCCUGUGAAACCAACCCUAACUUCUCUGAAGACUUUCAUUCCAUGAACUAUUGAGAUACUGGACUCAACUUGUUCAUCUAUGGCAUACAGAGAGAAAAAGACAUCUGGAAAUGUAUAGAUGUCACUUAUGAGGACAAAACCUUAACAAAGGGAAAUAACUUUAGUCACCAGUUUUUGCAACUCCAGAAAUCUGCAAGAAUAAAGGAAAAAGGAGCUGGUUGUGGAAUAGGAAAACCAGAAUGUGGCUUCAGAAAACCCAAACAAACACAGGACCUGAUUGAUAUAUAUGUAUAUAUAUCAUGAAGCAAAUUGAGAACACACUUUUACUUUGAUGCAGAAGAAAAGAAGCUAGUGAAGCCAAAGAGUUAGAAAAAUACUGGAAAGGGAGAUAUGAAGAUUCUUUGGGGAACAGAAAAAUAUAAGAUCAGAAAUGCAGGACCAGUUUCAAUUGGGAGACAAAGAGACUUCUUUUCCUCUGAAAUUUCAAGGAAGAACCUUCCAGUUCCUGAGCAAUCCCGACGUAGUCCAGCGCCUGCGGAAAUGGUCGAUGCAAGGAAGACUCAGGGUGCAAGCUUUCGGGUUUGACGAGAAUUUCCAGGCCUAUUGCAAAGAUGAUUUCUUCAUGGCCUUUUUUAGAGACCCAAAUGUUAUUUCAAAUUUGCAGUUACUUUCAGAUUUUUCUGGACAAUGGAUUAACUUAGGAGAAGAAGUAAAGAGAAUUGAAGUCAUACAUAUUCCCUGCACACAAAUUUCAAUGGCCUUUUUUGACCGAUUAUACUCUGAAGAAAUUGUUAGAGAGAAUGGACAUAUUGUUAAGUGUUUGGAUAAUUUUUGUGAUCCUUUUGUUAUUUCUGAUGAGUUAAGAAAAGUUUUACUAAUGGAAGACUCGGAAAAAUAUGAGAUAUUCAGCGAAUUAGAUCGGACAGAAUUUCUUUUUUGUAUUUUUAAACAUCUUUGCCUUGGUGGGAUUCUUUGUCAAUAUGAAGAUAUACUUGACCCAUAUCUAGAAACCACAAAGAUGAUCUAUAAGGACCUUGUGAGUGUUAUAAAGGAUCCUCAAACGAAAAAUAUACGUGUUUCUUCUGUUGUCUUUAAGGUUGCAGCAUACGAUGAAAAUGAUAUGUGCUACCCUUCAAAAAAAAAUCAUGAACAAUCAUUUGCUUACUUUAUUGUGGAUCCUUUAAAACGUCACAUUAAUGUUUUGUAUCAUUCUUUUGGUGUAGGUGAACUGUCUUUCUAAUUGAUAUCCCAUGUAUAUGUACAGCUAUUUUUCCAUUUUUUGUUAUUCUUUGUAUAAAAGUUUAUGAGUUGUUUGGUAGAGAACUCAACUUCUGAGAAAAUUCAGUUUAUAAUUUACUUCACAUAAAAUGUUGUGUGCCUCAAAAAAAGAGAAUAAAAUCCUAAUCUUUAGUGAUGGAUUACUGUUCUUCUGGAUUACUAAUAGAGGAAUAGACUUCCAUCUUACAUUUCCACUUAAUACUAAUGAAAUCUGGAUUUAUUCUUGAAAAUUACUUGUAAGAAAAAUUUAGUCUGUAAUUAGAUACAUACUUUCAAUCUUAUUCAAUCUUUAUUUACUCCACAUAUUUUAUGUUAAAGCUAUUUUUAUAAAAGUAAUAAAAUAUUUUCUCAGCAAA
This is a messenger RNA of Monodelphis domestica (gray short-tailed opossum), 1807 nucleotides long. The record is from RefSeq and is a predicted model, not a curated record. NCBI's taxonomy places the organism in Eukaryota, Metazoa, Chordata, Mammalia, Didelphimorphia, Didelphidae.